Molecule: messenger RNA, 882 nt
Organism: Moesziomyces antarcticus
Lineage: Eukaryota; Fungi; Basidiomycota; Ustilaginomycetes; Ustilaginales; Ustilaginaceae
Exons: 2
Coding region: 1-882 (293 amino acids)
Source: RefSeq, a predicted model, not a curated record
AUGCUGGACGCCACGUUGAUGCACUUUGCCAACAGAGCGCUGCUCGCUGCUACAUGCGGUGAUGAGCUUGGACUUGAACGCAAACCGCCGGUGCCUGGCCCUGGCUCUGGCUGGCAGGACGACGGAAAUGCGCGACAGAAAAAGAGGCUCAACGGACGCGUUUGGCAAAGUGGCGUUGGCUGGCGGCGGAGAUGGAAUGCCAAAACUCCUCCUCAUCCCUUCGACUUGAGACCCCACGCUGCACACUCGCCCAAGCCAGCUCCGACAGCCCACGAUGCGUCGGCCGAUCCGACAUGCUCGUUCCAUCCGCGGCUCAUCCGAACAUCCAUCCCUUCCCUAGAUCGCUGGCUCACUGUGCCGAAACUGCAUCCGCUUGCCAAUCUGGUCCGGAGACACAAUGGGCGCUUUCGCUCCUGCCUUGUGGCACCAUCCAACUCCGCCCGAUCCAGUAUCGCCAGCAUCGCCGCGAUCCUCCGUAUCGAUCCAAUCAAUGUCAUGAGCCUUCCGCUCCCCCAACUCUGCCGCUAUCGUACUCCGGCCUUUGCACUUCUCCGCUUCGUCUCCGCCCUCUUACCACUGCCGCUCAUACCUCCCGAGUCUCCCUAUCGUCAUCCUUCGACCGGCAAGCUAGGUGUGCUAGUUGAGCAGCUCUUCUUUGAGAUCCGCAUCUGGACAUGCGCAGUCGCUUACCCUCCAAGCCGUUUUUUGGCAGCGUACCACAGCGGACCCAGUCCAGAGGCUCUACCGAGGGCGUCUCGGCUACGUCUUACACCGACGCCCAUCUGCAGAGCCGCUUUUCGCCUCGCUGGCGGGGCGCCAACAUUACGGAUCGAAAUCGACAUCGGGAACCUCAAAGCACCGAUCUGCUGCGCGCUCCUCUAA